GAGGGGUCCGGGCCCCGGCGCUUGAGUUGUUGGGAGUAGUCGUCGCCGCUUCUGCCGGCAACCCAUGAGGAAAAUGCUCGCAGCUGUCUCCCGCGUGUUGUCGGGCGUCGCCCAGAAGCCGGCAAGCAGAGUGCUGGUGGCAUCCCGUAAUUUUGCAAAUGAUGCUACGUUUGAAAUUAAGAAAUGUGAUCUUCACCGACUGGAAGAGGGCCCUCCUGUCACCACGGUACUCACCAGGGAGGAUGGGCUCAAAUACUAUAGGAUGAUGCAGACUGUUCGCCGAAUGGAAUUAAAGGCAGAUCAGCUGUAUAAACAGAAAAUUAUUCGUGGUUUUUGUCACUUGUGUGAUGGUCAGCUGCUGCUUCUUUUAAUGCAGGAAGCUUGUUGUGUGGGCCUGGAGGCCGGCAUAAAUCCCACAGACCAUCUUAUCACAGCCUAUCGGGCUCAUGGCUUCACCUUUACUCGUGGACUUUCUGUCCGAGAAAUUCUUGCAGAGCUUACAGGACGAAGAGGAGGUUGCGCUAAAGGGAAAGGCGGAUCGAUGCAUAUGUAUGCCAAAAACUUCUACGGGGGCAACGGCAUCGUCGGAGCUCAGGUACCCCUGGGAGCAGGGAUUGCUCUGGCCUGUAAGUAUAACGGAAAGGAUGAGGUCUGUUUGACUUUAUAUGGCGAUGGUGCUGCUAACCAAGGUCAGAUAUUCGAAGCUUACAAUAUGGCAGCUUUGUGGAAAUUGCCAUGUAUUUUCAUCUGUGAAAAUAACCGCUAUGGAAUGGGAACAUCUGUUGAGAGAGCAGCGGCCAGCACGGAUUACUACAAGAGAGGUGACUUCAUUCCUGGGCUGAGGGUAGAUGGAAUGGAUAUCCUGUGUGUCCGGGAGGCGACGAGGUUUGCAGCCGCCUACUGUAGAUCUGGAAAGGGGCCCAUACUGAUGGAGCUACAGACUUACCGCUACCACGGACAUAGCAUGAGUGACCCUGGUGUCAGUUACCGUACACGAGAGGAGAUUCAGGAAGUAAGAAGUAAGAGUGACCCUAUUAUGCUUCUCAAGGAUAGAAUGGUGAACAGCAACCUGGCCAGUGUUGAAGAAUUAAAGGAAAUUGAUGUUGAAGUGAGGAAAGAGAUUGAGGAUGCUGCCCAGUUUGCCACCGCUGAUCCUGAACCGCCUUUGGAAGAACUAGGCCAUCACAUUUACAGCAGCGACCCACCUUUUGAAGUUCGGGGUGCAAAUCAGUGGAUCAAGUUUAAGUCCAUCAGUUAAAGGGAAACUGCACAUCACGGAUGGUGAUACUUUCA
Messenger RNA from Puma concolor (puma), 1293 nucleotides. The record is from RefSeq and is a predicted model, not a curated record. NCBI's taxonomy places the organism in Eukaryota, Metazoa, Chordata, Mammalia, Carnivora, Felidae.